Messenger RNA from Gymnodraco acuticeps, 3643 nucleotides. RefSeq names its product solute carrier family 25 member 37 (gene slc25a37). The record is from RefSeq and is a predicted model, not a curated record. Lineage: Eukaryota; Metazoa; Chordata; Actinopteri; Perciformes; Bathydraconidae. Gene Ontology annotation, cellular component: mitochondrial membrane. Gene Ontology annotation, biological process: iron import into the mitochondrion. Bases 130 to 1146 code for a protein of 338 amino acids. The transcript is spliced from 4 exons. Gene Ontology annotation, molecular function: ferrous iron transmembrane transporter activity.
CCGAUUUGGGGACGUCACACGGGCGCUGGAACUCCAGUAAGUAGCGAUGAUGUUGUGGUUAUCCAUGCUGCCGACUGCUCUCUGAGUGUUAUCUUGUGGAGAAUACGGACGGGGGAGAUCUCUCCACGCAUGGAGUUGACCUCGGACCAGGUGGUGGCAGCUCUGGACAUGUCGCAGGUCAAAAGCAAAGAGGACGAUGAGCCUUUUGAUAGUGACGGGGACUACGAGAGCUUGCCACCUCAUGUCUCAGUGGCGACCCACAUGACAGCAGGAGCCGUGGCGGGCAUCCUGGAGCACACGGUGAUGUACCCCGUGGACUCUGUCAAGACACGGAUGCAGAGCCUGCAGCCGUCGCCAAACGCACAGUACAAGAGUGUGUAUCAGGCUCUGAAGAGGAUCAUCCAGACAGAGGGGGUCCUCCGACCGCUGAGGGGCCUCAACAUCACCAUGAUCGGAGCGGGGCCCGCACAUGCCAUCUACUUCGCCUGCUAUGAGCGGGUCAAACGCUCACUCAGUGACGUCAUGCAGAGCGAAGGCAACAGCCACUUGGCAAAUGGUUUGGCAGGUAGUGUGGCCACUGUUCUCCACGACGCCGUCAUGAACCCAGCUGAAGUGGUGAAGCAGAGGAUGCAAAUGUACAACUCUCCGUAUCGAGGGCUCUGGGACUGUGUUCAGACGGUGACUCGUAAGGAGGGACUGGGGGCUUUCUACCGCAGCUACAGCACGCAGCUCACCAUGAACAUCCCCUUCCAGGCCGUGCACUUCAUGAUCUACGAGCUGAUGCAGGAGCAGCUGAACCCCCACAGACAUUACCACCCCGGCAGUCACAUCUUGUCGGGGGCCGCAGCGGGAGCCAUCGCCGCAGCGAUCACCACUCCGCUGGAUGUUUGUAAAACUCUCCUCAACACUCAAGAGAACGUAGUGCUCAGCUCCGUUAACGUCAGCGGACAGUUAUCGGGGAUGGCCAACACCUUCAGGACAGUGUACCGCCUCGGGGGUCUGCCGGCCUUCUUUAAGGGGGCCCAAGCUCGGAUUAUAUACCAGGUGCCCUCCACUGCCAUCGCCUGGUCGGUGUACGAGUUCUUCAAGUACUUCCUGACAAAGCAGCAGAUGGAACAUGAGGCAGGACCUCGAUCUAGGAAAUGAAGAAGACUCCAACCUGAAGCGAAAGGAGCUCGCUGUUAGAGGAAAGAAGAUGUUGUCACACAGGGAAGUUGGCUGAAACUUGAUCACCUUAUAGUCACUUGUCUAAGUCUGGGUGUCUUUAAAGUUAGUUGCCCAACCAGGAUAUGCAUCAGAGAUGAUAAACAUAGGAGAGUUCAUCUCGUUCCUCGUCCACUCCACAGACGCUCUCCCUCUUCCACAUGUGGAGAGCGUAUAAUAAAGUUGUCUUGAACGAUGUUUGUAGUUUUUAAUAUUGGAACUUCUUAUUUAUUUAGUUUAGCUUGCAGAGGGUUUUACCGAUGCGGAAGAAACUCAACGCUGUUUGUUUUGUUUCACUGUGUAUUUAUUAACAAAAAACACAACUACACAUUCCUCAUUUUCAUUACACGGCCAACGGAACAGUUGUGCUUUCCAAGUGCCUCGUGAUUAUGAUUCUUUUUUAAAAAACCUUUUUGUCCUUGGUUUUAUUUUUCUUGCUUUAAAGGUGGGGUAUGCAAUUUAUUUCAGAAACACUUUUUGUUAUAUUCCAUGGGAUGCUCUUAACAUCCCGAUAGCAAUACAUAUAUUAAAUGCUUUGACAAUAAAUACAUAACAAAAUAUCAUCUGUGGAAGCCGUGGCGCUGUAAAAAGCACGACCAAUCAUCUGAGCCGGCCCAGCUAAAGUAACUGGAUGGCCUACCUGCCUGUCAGCCUUCCAUCUGUGCACACACUUAUCUGGUGCCCUCAUUGGUCAUGUGCUCGUUCCUGUGUGUUGGAGGAGGGGCUCUGUAAGGAAGUGGCACAUUUGUUCUAUUUUCAAAUUCUAGCGCACUCAGCUGGUUUCUCCAAAAUGACCUACCCCACCUUUAAGUUUCAUCAAAGAAGCUAACUUUUCUUUCCUGAACCGGUCAAAUAACCGGUCAAAUCUGAUCUUGCUAAACUGAAUGCUGUGUUGGUUUCUUCCACAUCAAAAUAUCAAAUGCCGGUCUGCAGCUGCUCAUUUUUUGGGUUACACUUUGAUAUGCUUUUAAGUGUUUUCAUAAAAGCCGUAAAGGGCCAUUUAUUUGCCUUCUUUUAAAGCAAACAAUGCCGCUGACGUACGAACAAUAACAGUGUCAUUGAAAGAACCAUACAUGUUGCAGAAAGAAGGCAGCUUGUUUUAUAUAUAUAUAUAUUCAUAAACAGGAUUAUAUAUUUGGAGGAUGACUAUUUUUCAGAAAUGAGAUAGCGUCUCUACUUUCACUUGCAUUUGAUCUGGUGUAAUGUUUGGAAUUUGUGUGUGUGUCAUAUUGACUUUAAGGUCAUAGAUUGUAUAUCAAAUAUUUUCAAAAUAUAUCUUUGACUGAGUAUAAAGUUCAGACUGUCUGUGAUCCAUAAUGUAACAUAAUAACUUAACUGUGAGGCACUCUUUAUCGCCUUGAGAAGAGGAACAGCUCCAAUCCGCAGGCAGGCAACGCUGUUUCUUUUAUUCCUGCUCAUCCUGUUGGAGUUUCACAUGUCCUGUGUGCUCACUGCCUUCUCCAACUAUUUUCCACUCAGAAGUCAAGACAUUCCUCCAGACAUUGAUGUAAGCAUCCAGAUUUAUUUGUUUUUAAUCAAACAGGCUGUUCUUUCCUUUGGUGAAAGUUCAUCGGAUUCCAGCGGUCUCACAAACACUUUAGGAGCAGAUUGCUUAUGUACAUUAGUGUACUUAUUAAUAUGCCAAAGACCUGCAUUGUAUUCUAUGCAUCUUAUUUCCAACAUGUCUAUAUAAUGAUGUUUGCCUUCCUGCUUAUGAAUAUUCAUGCGAACUAUUUGCCCCCUAGUUUUGUGUAGAAAUCCCUCCUCACUUGAACUUAUUUAGCGGCUUUCUGAAUGUGUCAGAAAUAGACGUCCUAUAACCUCCUAAAGUACUUGAGAAAAUGUGUUAAAUGUUCAAUAUGUUUGGGGAAUAACAUGAUUAUGUGAUUGUUAUAGACUGAUAAAAUACUUAAUUUCAAUAUAAUUGUGAUCUCACAUGAAUGAAUAAUGUUUUCUCAAUUGGCUUGAAUAUAUAAGUGUAUUAAUUAGCAUAGCUUCAUGAUGUUUUAUUAUAAUAUAAGUGAGUUCACAGUAGGAUUCACUAACACAACUCUACUGAGUUUAAGUGAAUCCUAUGAAUAACGAAAAAAAAUGAAAAUAUCUGACUUAAUUCCACAAAAUGAAUAAUUGCAUUCGGCUAUGUUAGCACUCCCACCCUUUGUUGCAAAGUACUUUUAAAGUGUCAAAAUAAUGUUAUUUUUCAUAGAUGCUCACAUUUUAAAGGACACAGGAGAGAUGAUAUUCUAUAUGGCUCAUUCCAUAAAUAAUUGUUUCGCUGAUCACGCUCAAAUGUUUGAAAUGGGAGUCGGGAUGAUUUAUGAGAGAAUGCCAUCUCCAGAACACGAAUGCUUGGAAGUACGGGCAUGCAAUUAUGAUUUCAUUGUGACAAUGCUGCUACAGUUUGUAACACUGGAGCUGAAAUAAACAUGCAAGUGAAGAA